Molecule: messenger RNA, 707 nt
Organism: Pelobates cultripes (western spadefoot toad)
Lineage: Eukaryota; Metazoa; Chordata; Amphibia; Anura; Pelobatidae
Source: the annotation of a GenBank genome assembly
AUGCACCGCUCCAUGUCUCCAAUACCACGCACUGCUCCAUGCCUGCAAUACCAUGCACCGUUCAAUGCCUCCAAUACCACGAACCGCUCCAUGCCUGCAAUACCAUGCACCGCUCAAUGCCUCCAAUAUCACAAACCGCUCCAUGCCUGCAAUACCAUGCACCGCUCAAUGCCUCCAAUACCAUGCACCACUCCAUAUCUCCACUACCACGCCUUGCUCCAUGCCUCCAAAACCACGCACCGCUCAAUGCCUCCAAUACCACGAACCGCUCCAUGCCUCCACUACAACGCACCACUCCAUGACUCCACUACCACACACCGCUCCGUGCCUGCAAUACCAUGCACCGCUCAAUGCCUCCAAUACCACGCCCCACUCCAUGCCUCCAAUACCAUGCACCGCUCCAUGUCUCCAAUACCAUGCACCGCUCCAUGCCUCCAAUACCACGAACCGCUCCAUGCCUGCAAUACCACAAACCGCUCCAUGCUCCAAUACCAUCAACCGCUCCAUGCCUCCACUACCAUGCACCGCUCCAUGUCUCCAAUACCACGCACCGCUCCAUGCCUGCAAUACCGCCGCUCCAGCACGCCACUACCAUGCAAGCUCCAUGUCUCCAAUACCACGAACGGCUCCAUGCCUCCACUACCAUGCAAUACCACUCGCAUGCCAUCUGCCUCAAUACACCAUAUUCCAUGCAUACCAUACCACAC